GUCAUUCAGAAAAGGGGGCCGUCUCCUAUGUGAAAAAGAAUAUAAAUUGGGAAUGUGAAAAUUAAGCAUUUAAGUUGGUAGUGGAUCGACGACAACAUUAUAAUUACAAGUGUAGUAAAACAUAAGAAAAUGAGUAAAUUUAAGAAGAAACUUGCUAAGACCCUAUGCCAAAGCAACAUACUGAAAGUGGCCGAGAGAUGUUAACGAAACACGGUGAGAAAUAACAGGUUCGCACAGUGAAGGUCAAUAAAACCAUAAUCUAACGAAAUACACCAGAAGUCUUAGAAUAUAUAUUAAACAAAGAAGACUGCAACUCCUGGUGAUAGAAAAAAACAAGUGCAAAAAAUCACAUUUCCCCCAAAACAAACAAACAAAAUGCCAAAAAUCAAGAGAACUUCUCAAUGCUUCCUAAACACAACAAGUGGAGUAACAACUAACAUAUCAUCGUUAAAUAAACCCAAAAAUAUGACGUUUUCGCUAUCACUAAUAUUGGCCUUGUGCCUUUUUACCGUUCUGGCAAGCAGCGAUUCAAUUCCCACCCAGAAUAUGUCAAACAAGGAACGUGAAGCUUUAAGAGAGGAAUCCAGAGAUAUGUUUUAUCAUGCCUACCAUGCUUAUAUGGAUAAUGCAUAUCCUGCUGAUGAACUAAUGCCGUUAUCGUGCAAGGGCAGAUAUCGAGGUGUGACUCCAUCACGUGGUGAUAUGGACGACAUACUGGGAAAUUUUUCUAUGACCUUAGUGGAUACUCUGGAUACAUUAGUUAUUCUUGGUGAUUUUGCUGAAUUUGAGCAUGCUGUCAAAUUGGUGAUACGUGAUGUACAAUUUGACAGUGACAUAAUUGUAUCAGUCUUCGAGACCAACAUUCGUAUGAUGGGUGGUUUGUUGUCAGCACAUAUAUUAGCCGAAUAUAUACGUAAAAAUGCUCAGGUAAUGCCCUGGUAUAAGGGUGAGCUUUUGGAAAUGGCCCGUGAUUUAGGGUAUCGCCUAUUGCCUGCAUUUAAUACAUCAACAGGCAUACCACAUGCCAGAGUUAAUUUGCGGUACGGCAUGAAGGAUGAACUCUUAAAAAAAUCCCGAGAAACUUGUACAGCUUGUGCGGGGACAAUUCUAUUGGAAUUUGCAGCUUUGUCAAGAUUAACAGGCGAUCCUAUAUUCGAGGCUCGUGCUCAUGCUGCCAUGGAUGCUUUGUGGAAACUGCGCCACCGAGGGUCCGACUUAAUGGGUACCGUUUUGAAUGUUCAUUCCGGUGAUUGGGUGCGUCGUGAUUCUGGUGUCGGUGCUGGCAUUGAUUCCUAUUACGAAUAUCUCUUCAAAUCUUACGUGCUAUUGGGCGACGACAAAUAUUUGGCCCGAUUUAAUCGCCAUUAUAAUGCAGUUAUGAAAUAUGUCAGCGAAGGUCCUAUGCUGUUGGAUGUUCUCAUGCAUCGUCCACAUGCAAAGUCUCGUAAUUUCAUGGAUGCUCUUCUCGCUUUUUGGCCCGGCCUACAAGUCUUGUCGGGUGAUUUGAAACCCGCUGUGCAAACUCAUGAGAUGCUCUAUCAGGUUAUGCAAAUGCAUACUUUCAUACCAGAAGCCUUUACCAUUGAUUUCCAAAUACACUGGGGCCAACACCAUUUACGCCCCGAGUUUAUAGAGUCUACUUACUUCUUAUAUCGUGCUACCGGUGAUCACCACUACUUGCAGGUUGGCAAAAAGGCUCUUAAAGCAUUGCAGCAGUACGCCAAAGUCCCCUGUGGCUAUGCUGCGGUAAAUGAUGUGCGCACUGGAAAACACGAAGAUCGCAUGGAUUCGUUUGUUCUAUCGGAAACAUUUAAAUACUUGUAUCUAUUGUUUACAGAACCUCAAGAUUUAAUUUUGAAUAUUGACGAGUUUGUGUUCACCACCGAAGCCCAUUUACUGCCACUUUCUUUGGCCCAAUUGGGCAACUCCACAUAUAACUUCCGACAAUCCGAGGAGCAUAACGUGUUAGACUUUAUGCGCACAUGUCCCUCAUCGAACAAGCUUUUUCCUGAGAAAGUACGCAAGCCUUUACGCAACUUCAUUACCGGCUCGUGCCCGCGCACGCCUGCAACAAAACGUUUACGAGCCCUGGACUUUCAAGCAAGCAAUGCAGAUCAUUUACGAGCUGUAUACGACAUGGGUAUCACAAUGGUUUCGUUAGGCGAUGGCAAGGUGCGACUGUUUCAUAGUUUUUAUAAUGCAAAAUCUCCUGAAGAAGGGGAAAUGGGUCUGCAAUUCAUGCAAGAAAUGCUGGAGUUAACAAAAUUGCAAUCUUUAAAUCAACUGGCGCAACUACAGGCCGUUGCGUACACUGUUGAUGACAAAGGCAGUGAGUGGACAGCAUUAAUGGCCGGUCCAUCCCAUUUUAGUCCUGAACUAACCGAAGACGAAUUUGUCGAAAGUGAAAUUAUACUUGCCGAACCAUCGAGGGCUUGUGAGGAUCAUCUUGUGAAUGCAGAAAAGGUUCAAAAUAAAAUACUUGUGGCCGAACGUGGCGAUUGUACAUUUGUCAGCAAGGCUCGAUUGGCUCAAAAAGCCGGCGCAUUAGCUUUAAUCGUCUGUGAUAAUGUACCCGGGUCUUCGGGAGAAACGCAACCCAUGUUUGCAAUGUCUGGUGAUGGCAUCAACGACGUUACCAUUCCCGUAGUAUUUAUGUACUCGCAAGAAUUCGCCAAGCUAUCGACUGUGAUGCUGCGUAAACCACAUUUGAGAGUGCGUAUUAUGCAAAUGAUUGAGUUCAAACGAUGGCAACUAGCCAAAGAGGCUAAAGCGAACGAAACCACAACCGAAACAUCGUCCUCCACAUCGUCCUCCACAUCGUCCUCCACAUCGACAAAAACGGCCAAGAAAACCAAGCCGGAAAAAGAAUUGUAG
This is a messenger RNA of Stomoxys calcitrans (stable fly), 2874 nucleotides long. RefSeq names its product ER degradation-enhancing alpha-mannosidase-like protein 3 (gene Edem2). The transcript is spliced from 8 exons. Gene Ontology annotation, molecular function: mannosyl-oligosaccharide 1,2-alpha-mannosidase activity; calcium ion binding. The coding region runs from base 376 to 2874 and encodes 832 amino acids. Gene Ontology annotation, biological process: mannose trimming involved in glycoprotein ERAD pathway; carbohydrate metabolic process; endoplasmic reticulum mannose trimming. Gene Ontology annotation, cellular component: endoplasmic reticulum; membrane. The record is from RefSeq and is a predicted model, not a curated record. Lineage: Eukaryota; Metazoa; Arthropoda; Insecta; Diptera; Muscidae.